AUGGACCGUCGUCCUUCGGAUUUUCCGCUGUUGCGUAGCAGCCCGCAUCCAGAAUUCGAGCCAUCAGCGCCAAGUCCGGAAUCGGUUGCUGCUUCGCCGAUGCUGAUUUCUUCUCGGACAUCGGAGUGCGGUGAUCCUCCUAUAGAGAGUGAUGAGGGUUACGGUAUAUCGGAUAGCGGUGAGACAAGUCGUCGUUCGACAAUCAGCAGAAUGGAUAUGGUAGAGCUGAGUCGUGACCUGGAGGCACAACGACGUUUUGGUUCGACGGAGAAUCGUGAUGCGCCGAUCGUCGUUCACAAUGUGAAUCGAGACGGCUCUAAAGAUGACGACUCUAAGCAGCUGCUGUAUGGGGAAGCGGUUGAAUUGUUGAAACGAUGUCGUAAACAAGAGCGUCAGCUACGUGAAAUGCAGAAGAAUUACGAUAACCUUCUUAGCGUUAAUAAGCAAAUUAAAGAAACUUAUGUGAAAAUCUAUGCCAAAGCCGAGCAGGAAGAAGAGUAUAUUUCGAACAUUUUGCUAAAAAGGAUACAAAAGUUGAAGAACGACAAGGAGACAUUAGCUCAGAAGUAUGAGCAAGAAGAAGAAUUCCUUACGAACGAUUUGAUGAGAAAAAUCAAGCAGAAUCCUGCGCGGCUAGGGGCUACGAUCAAGUCGAUAUCCUCGACGCUGUCCCUGGUACUACCGAUUUUCGGUGCCAUACAGUUACAAUCCGAACGCGAUGUGUUGGAGGGAAAUGUGAAAAGUGAGCAAGCCAGUGUGAUCGACAGCCUUCUGACGACAAUUCGUCGCAUGGAAAGUGAAAUGGCUGCCGGGCGGAAGAACAUGGAUCGUAUGCGCAAGGAGAAAAUCGAUCAGGAGAACGCUCUGGAACACGAACAGGAGCUUUUAUUCAACACCCUCGGAAAGCAAAUGGAUCAGUUGAAUCAAGAGAAAAGUGAAAACAACGAGCGAGGACCGAUGGAUAGUGCAAGUCGAAGCGGUUCCGAAGUUGCUAGGUUACGUUCUCAUCUCAGACGUGUGGAGCAUCAGUUGGCUGAAGUGCGAGAGAGGGAGUCAAACAAAGCAGCUCAAAUACGUCAACUCGAAGACGUUAUCAGCACCUUGCGCAAGGAGAAAAACGAAAUGUCGCGAAAUAUCGAAGUAGCUGUAUCGAGAUUCUCGACGAAAAUGGAUUCAAUGACAUCACUCAUACGACCUGACUUGAUGGGGCCACCUUGUGUUCCUCAACAUUCGUCUUCUCGUCACGCUGAUGGCAAUGUCUCCGAUAUGGAUGACAGCAGUUCACGAGGAUCACUAUCGCAAUCUGAUUUCAGUAUGAAC
This is a messenger RNA of Ostertagia ostertagi, 1320 nucleotides long. The record is from the annotation of a GenBank genome assembly. NCBI's taxonomy places the organism in Eukaryota, Metazoa, Nematoda, Chromadorea, Rhabditida, Trichostrongylidae.